GGAGACACCCGAAGUCGUCGGCGGUGAGCGAGAUGUGUCGGGACGCGCUUGCGGCGGCGCGGCGCUUGCGCGAUCGCGCGCUGGCCGCCAUCGGGCGGCCGUCGACGCGGCGUCUGGCUCGGACGUCGGCGCUGGGUCAGGUCCUGGCGGCGCUGGUGUGCGGCACGGCGGUGGCGUCGCAGUAUUUGACCUCCGUCUACCACGCGGACGCGCCGAUGCUCCAGAGCGUCCUGCACUACGCGCUCCUCGCCGCCACCUACACGCCGGCGCUGCUCUGCGGGACAGGUUCCGGCAGCGUCUUCCGGGCGGGCCGCGGGCGCUGGCUGCAGUACUCGCUGGUGGGCCUGGCGGACGUGGAGGCCAACUACGCCGUGGUCACAGCCUACCGGUACACGACGCUCACCAGCGUGCAGCUUCUGGACUGCUUCGUGAUCCCGGUGGUGAUGUUUCUGUCCUGGCGGCUCCUGAAGACGCGUUACCGUCCCGUCCACUACGCGGCCGUCUGCGUCUGCUUGCUGGGCGUCGGCGCCAUGGUGGGCGCCGACCUGCUGGCGGGACGCGACCAGGGCUCCGCCUCCGACGUCCUGCUGGGCGACGGCCUGGUGCUGCUCAGCGGCGCCCUCUACGGUCUGUCCAACGUGUGGCAGGAGUACGCCGUCAAGAACCGAAGCCGCCUGGAGUUCCUCGGCAUGCUGGGACUCUUCGGCACCGUCAUAAGCACCGCGCAAAUGUCGGUCCUGGAGCUGCGGCAAAUCUCUGCCAUCCGGUGGAGCUGGCAAGUGGCGCUGCUGUUCGGGGCCUUCGCGUGUUGCAUGUGGGCCUUGUACAGCCUGAUGCCCGUCGUGGUGAAGGAAAGCAGCGCCGCCGCCGUCAACCUGUCCAUGCUGACCGCCGACGUCUUCGCCAUCUUCUGCGGCAUCUUCAUCUUCCGCUACAGCUUCUCAGGUUUGUACGUGGUGUCGCUGGUGGCCAUCUUCGUCGGCUUCGUCGCCUUCAACGCCGUACCCGCCCCCGAGGGCGACGUCGGCCCCGCCCCCUCGUCAGAGGAAGGUCGCCACGACGACGCAUCCAAACAGGAAGUGGCGUCGGGGUCUCGGGAAGCGGAGCAGAGGAAGUGCACUCAUGUUGUUGACUGCACUCGAUUGUGAAACCUCCAAAAUGUUUUGGGAUUUUUUUUUUUUUCCCCCUCAAUGCUGGAAAGCUUGAAACCUUAACAGUUGCAUGAAACCCAAAUUUGAAACCAUUGCCCUUACUUGAAACCCCAACCCAUUGUUUAAUCAAGCCUCACCUGAAACCACAAGCGUGAAACAACUGCAGUUUGAAACUUUGAUAAUCUGAGCCUACUUUGAAACCCUACUUUUAAAUCCGAUCCCAAAUUUAACCCUCGCUUGAAACCCUACUUUUAAAUCCGAUCCCAAAUUUAACCCUCGCUUGAAACCCUAAUUUGAAAGCGCUAUGAGAAUAGUGGUUUUUUUGUGUGCGUUUAUGUAAGGUGUAAUGCAGCAAUAAGUUCUUGAAAAGAUUUUAUUUGCAUAAAAUUGUAAUUGUUGAUGUAUUUGUAAUUUGUAGUUAGAAAUUCUGCAUUGAACUUUCACCUUGUCAGUGAAAAGCAUCUCUGGAAUUUUCCUUUUUUUUAAAUUGUGAUAUUUUGCUUUCGUUGAUUAAAUGGAUGCGAUUCUUGAUUCCCAUGAAAGACGGCAAACAAUUGGUUGAAAUCGCUUGCGUUUAUUCACAAAUUGGAUUUUUACACUAUUAUAAUUUCAAAUGGUGAUCACAAAAAGACAUUCAAUGAAACUGACUCAAAACUUUAGUUGUCAAGCUGUCACAAAUGUGUUUCAUGACAUCGUAAUGCAAUGUGUUGAUUUAGUCAAAGUAAAACAAAAGAUACAAACAAAGUCAUUUAAACGUCGACUGUAAAAACGCGAUUAAAAGCGAAAAGAUGAUCAGUGGUGCGAAUCGUUGACGCUUUGAAGCGUCAAACAACGAUUUAUCUAUUUUGUUUAAGAAGAUAUAUCCUACCAUUAAACUUUGCGCUCAUGUGUUUAGCUUAGCUUAAUUUAAAAUAAAGACAGGAAGUAGAACUUACUAGACACUUUAUUAGGUACACCACUUUAUGCCAUCCAGUACCAUU
Molecule: messenger RNA, 2131 nt
Organism: Phycodurus eques (leafy seadragon)
Lineage: Eukaryota; Metazoa; Chordata; Actinopteri; Syngnathiformes; Syngnathidae
Product: solute carrier family 35 member F2-like
Exons: 8
Coding region: 33-1148 (371 amino acids)
Biological process (GO): transmembrane transport
Cellular component (GO): membrane
Molecular function (GO): transmembrane transporter activity
Source: RefSeq, a predicted model, not a curated record